AUGACGUCAGCUCCCAGGUCGCCGAGCAGUGAAACAAACAUGGCGACAGAAUGGAGCGGGCAGCAGGGUUACAUUCUCACUGUCAUUAUCUGCCUGUGGAGCGCGGUAGGCGGCCGGACAGAGACCGCUGCGGCGGCGGCGGCGGCGGCGCGGUCCGGUGUCAGCGGCGGCAGGGCCAGCGGCGGGAGCCAGGUGCUCGGCAUGCGGCUGGAGAGAAGCGACAAACCCUCCAGCACCAAUGACGACGGUGUCAUCCAGGUGACUGAGGAGAGCUCCGUGCAGCUCCGGUUUUACGGGGUGCAGCUCCACUCGGGCGCCUGGACGCAGAUUCGCUUCAUGGAGCUCACGGACGGCGGCGGCGGCGGCGGAGACGAAGAGGAGGAUGAAGAGGAGGCGGUGGCGGCGGCGCGGGGCGGCAGCGGCAUGAUGGACGCGCCGGACAGGACUUGUGCUGAUUUCACGAAGGACAUCAGCGUCGGGACCUUCAUGAACGUCAGCAGUCGGGGCACGUCGGGGCUGCUCACCGUGCACAUUAAGCCGCUCCGCAAGAGCGAGCCGCAGAAGGAGUAUGCCCUGUGCACGCCGAGCUCGGACGGGAGCAGGUGGGUGCUGCUGGGGGACAGUGAUGGCAGGAUGCUGGUGCUGGAGGAGAAGAAGUCCCUGCUGCCCAUGUGGCUGCAGGUCAUCCUCAUCUCCUGCCUGCUGGUGCUCUCUGGGAUGUUCAGCGGGUUGAACCUGGGGCUGAUGGCCCUGGACCCCAUGGAGCUGCGCAUUGUGCAGAGCUGUGGCACCGAGAAGGAGAAGAAAUACGCCCGGAAAAUUGAACCCAUCCGCAGCAAAGGGAACUAUCUUCUCUGUUCGCUGCUUCUGGGUAACGUCUUGGUGAACACCACCCUCACCAUCCUCCUCGACGACCUCAUCGGAUCAGGUCUGGGAGCUGUGGUUGCCUCCACCAUUGGGAUUGUCAUCUUUGGUGAGAUCGUUCCCCAGGCGUUGUGCUCCCGCCACGGGCUGGCCGUGGGCGCCAACACCAUCCUGUUAACCAAGUUCUUCAUGCUGCUCACCUUCCCGCUGUCCUUCCCCGUCAGCAAGCUGCUGGACGUCCUGCUGGGCCAGGAGAUCGGCACCGUGUACAACAGGGAGAAGCUGGUGGAGAUGCUGAAGGUGACGGAGCCCUACAACGACCUGGUGAAGGAGGAGCUGAACAUGAUCCAGGGAGCUCUGGAGCUCAGGACCAAAACCGUAGAGGAUGUGAUGACGCCCUUGGCAAACUGCUUUAUGAUCCAGGCGGACGCUGUGCUGGAUUUCAACACCAUGUCAGAGAUCAUGGAGAGCGGAUACACUCGUAUACCUGUGUACGACGACGAGAGGUCCAACAUCGUGGACAUCCUGUACGUGAAGGACCUGGCGUUUGUGGAUCCGGACGACUGCACCACCCUGAAGACCAUCACCAAGUUCUACAACCACCCUGUGCACUUUGUGUUCCACGACACAAAGCUGGACGCCAUGCUGGAGGAGUUCAAGAAAGGUAAAUCCCACCUGGCCAUCGUCCAGAAGGUCAACAACGAGGGGGAGGGAGAUCCUUUCUACGAGGUGCUGGGAUUGGUCACCUUGGAGGACGUCAUCGAGGAGAUCAUCAAGUCCGAGAUCCUGGAUGAGUCUGACCUUUACACUGAUAACAGAAACAAGAAAAAGGUUGAUCCCAACAAAAACAAACGUGACUUCUCCGCCUUCAAGCACGACAGUGACAGUAAGGUGAAGAUCUCGCCUCAGCUCAUGUUGGCGGCUCAUCGUUUCCUGGCCACAGAGGUGAGUCUGUUCAGCCCGUUCCAGAUCACAGAGAAAGUCCUGCUGAGGAUCCUCAGACACCCGGACGUCAUCCAGGAACUCAAGUUCAACGAAAGCGACAAACGCUCGCCGCAGCACUUCCUGUACCAGAGGGGGAAACCUGUCGACUACUUCGUGCUCAUUCUGCAGGGUCGAGUGGAGGUGGAAGCUGGAAAUGAAAACAUGAAGUUUGAAACCGGCCCGUUCUCCUAUUAUGGAGUCAUGGCUCUAAGUACACCGUCCCUGGCCGUCACCCCCCCUCUCUCCCCAUCAGUGCCGUCCCCCCCUCCACGACGCCUCUCUCUUAAGAGGUUUUCUCUGUUCUCUCGUUUCCCAGAGUUCCGUUCUCCAUCACACGGGGGGAACCUGAACCGCUCAGCGUCUCUGAGCUGCACUGAGCGCGGCCCAGAAAGCGGCUCAGUCGGCGGCAGCCACACUCAGAUCCCGGGCACCCCCUUCCAGUACAUACCGGACUUCUGCGUCCGAGCUCUCACAGACCUGCAGUUUGUCAAGGUCACUCGUGCUCAGUACCAGAACGGUCUCCUGGCGUCCAGGCUCGACAGCACGCCGCAGUCUCCGGAGGGGAGUCACACUCGUCUGGACACGUCUGCCUCUUUGCCCCCCGUGACGCCACCGGGGACGCGCACUCCGCUGCCGCUGGCCACGCCUCCCGCCAAGCGCCCGCCGUCCAACACUCAGCCGACGCCGCCGAGCAGCCGCACCUCCCUGCCCCAGACCACUUCCUCCUCCUCCUCGAGCCGCAGGCCGAGCCAGUCUCUACCACAAGCUACUCCACCGCCGAGCAACCACACCUCCCUCUCCCAGGCCGCGCCGUCCUCCGUGAGUGCGGCACCGUGCAGCCUGAACCCCCUCCCAACUCUGUCCUCCAAGUCCCAGCAGUCCCCGCCCUCUGCUGGCCCCGAGAACGGGCCGGGAGAGACCACCACUCUGCUCAGUGAGCAGCAGAACUGCGUGGGCCCCCGCAGGCCCAGCCACACCCAGGCGCACCCCCACUCACACGUCCACACCAUCAGUCACGCACACACAGAGAGCACCAUCUAACCCGAGGCCCUGUGGGGAAACUUCA
Toxotes jaculatrix (banded archerfish) is the source of this 2914-nucleotide messenger RNA. RefSeq names its product metal transporter CNNM4. Gene Ontology annotation, cellular component: plasma membrane. Bases 1 to 2889 code for a protein of 962 amino acids. Lineage: Eukaryota; Metazoa; Chordata; Actinopteri; Toxotidae. Gene Ontology annotation, molecular function: sodium ion transmembrane transporter activity; magnesium ion transmembrane transporter activity. The record is from RefSeq and is a predicted model, not a curated record. The transcript has 8 exons. Gene Ontology annotation, biological process: magnesium ion transport; magnesium ion homeostasis.